Messenger RNA from Acyrthosiphon pisum (pea aphid), 1491 nucleotides. RefSeq lists its product as uncharacterized. The transcript is spliced from 3 exons. The record is from RefSeq and is a predicted model, not a curated record. NCBI's taxonomy places the organism in Eukaryota, Metazoa, Arthropoda, Insecta, Hemiptera, Aphididae. The coding region runs from base 1 to 1491 and encodes 496 amino acids.
AUGAUACUCGGCCUUCAGAAAAAUCAGAAUAACCAAAUACCAAAGUUUGCUGAUCAUGCUCUAGUUUUUAUGUUGAGAGGAAUUGCUAAGAAGUGGAAACAGCCGUAUGCUUAUUAUUAUAGCACCAGCACUAUUCAAACAGUUGAUUUAGUGUCCUACUUGAAAGACGUUGUCAGAAGUGUAAACAAAACUGGUCUUAAAAUUGUAGCAACUGUCUGUGACCAGGGAGGAACAAAUCAAGCUGCAAUCAAUUAUUUGAUGUCUGAAACUUGCAAAAAUUAUACAGAACGUAAUACGGAAAAAACAAAUUUAGGUUUUGAAAUUGAUGGCCAGGAAAUAAUACCAAUUUUUGAUCCUCCACAUUUGUUAAAAUGUAUAAGAAACAACUUAUUUAAUAAAGAUGUAGUUUUUGACAUGGAUGGUAACACUUAUACAGCGUCUUGGGAUCAUAUUGUUGCUAUGUAUGAUUUCGAUAAGAAAAAUGAAGAAUUUGAACUAAGAACCCUUGUAAAAUUAAAUGACAACCACAUUAACAUUGCCAGAAGCAAAAUGAAGGUUUCGAAUGCAGCACAAGUCUUCAGCCACAGAGUAGCUUCAACAAUGAAAUUGGUAUCUGAUAAUGCCCCUAAAGGAAGUUUGCUGGCCAAUGCUGUAGGCACAGCCAAAUUUUGUCUAUUCAUGGAUAAGACAUUUGAUUCAGUAAAUGCCAGGACAAUCAAUCCUGAGUUGGGAAAACCACUACGAAGUGCAGUAACAGAUAAAUCUCCCCACAUAGAUCACUGGAAAUAUGCAAUUAAGGUUUUUGAAUCCAUGAAGUUUGUCAACAAAACUAACGGUAAAUCUACUAUACCCCCUUGUAUCAAAAACUGGAUAAUAUCUCUAAAAUCAUUUCUAUACCUUUGGAUUCAACUGAAAAAACAUAAUUUUAAAUAUUUCUUGCCAAGGCAUGUAAACCAGGAUUCUUUAGAAUGUUUUUUCGGUAGUGUCCGAAGUCAUGGUGUCAGAAAUAUUAAUCCAGAUGCAUAUCAAUUUGUUUGUUCAUUUAAAACAUUAUUGAUAAACAAUUUCACAUCCAUAAAAUCUGCUGGGAAUUGUGAACACGAUGACAGUGAUGGAACAUUGGAUAAUUUAAAGCAAUUUAUUGAAAGUGGCACAAAUUGUUCAUUGAAAGAACCAGAAGAAAAUAAUAUAAUUAAUAUACCCAUGUUUGACCUACCAAAUACAUUUGAUGUAUGCGAUUUCACUGAUAUGACAAUUGGAUAUAUAAGUGGAUAUUUAGCUCUUCAAGUAUUAGCUACAAUUGGUUUGUUUUAUGUUGGAUGGAAAAAAUUCGGAGCAUCUAUAGCUGAUUUCCUCGAUGAAGAAAUUGAGUGUGACGCGGACCCGCGUAAUGGCAGUUUGAAUUCAAACAGCCUUUACGCGGAAGCCGCGCUGUGGCUACUCAAACAAACCGCCAAUCGACGACAUAUAUGCACAAUAAGCAUAUUAUAA